GUUCUCCCACCCCUAGCACUCAACGCUUUUUGAGCCAAAAAUUGUUGUAGUCGAGUGAAAAUGUGUGCGUGCUGGCGAUUUUGAAUUUAUUGGGCGGCGACUCACCGUGGCACCGUUAAGCGGAUUAAGAUCGGCUUACUAGAUGCAUAUUUAAUAGCGAAUCAAGUGCAAUAAUCAAAUUUGUUGGCCGUAUGUCGAGUGCAAGAGAGAGAGCGAGACGGCGACAAAAAAGACUCACACUGACGCACACUUACACACGGGCGCGCGCGCUGCUGCGUCUGUGUGUGCGAGUGGUAGUGGCCGUGUGUAUAAGUGUAUAGAGCGAGGAAGAGGCAGCAAGAACUCAAGUGAAAAACUCAAAACAAACUCAAAUGUCGGCGCAGGGCGAAGGGGGCGGGGCAGGAGGCGGCGGCGGUGGGGGCGGGGCUGGCUCCGAUGGAGGCGGGAACGGAGGAAGUGCCGGACAAGGUGCCGCGGGCAAUGCCACAGGGGUGGUCACCAACGGAGGCAGUUCGUCCGCCAAAAACCAGCUGCCCCUCACCCCGCGCUUCACCGCCGAGGAGAAGGAGGUGCUGUACGGCCUGUUCCAUUUGCACGAAGAGGUCAUCGACAUCAAGCACCGGAAGAAGCAGCGCAACAAGUACUCCGUCCGGGAAACGUGGGACAAGAUCGUCAAGGACUUCAACUCGCACCCGCAUGUGAGCGCCAUGCGGAACAUCAAGCAGAUACAGAAGUUCUGGCUGAACUCCAGGCUCCGCAAGCAGUACCCAUACAGGGACGGCAGCUCCUCCAAUCUCAGCUCUGGCGGCGCCAAGAUCAGCUCCAUAUCCGUGUCCGUCGCCUCGACGGUGUCCCAGCAGCUCCACCAGCAGCACGACGGCGUCAAGGUGGAGCCGGAGUACCAGAUCAGUCCCGAUGCCUCCGAGCACAAUCCCCAGGCGGAUCCCUUCGACGAGAUCGAAAUGGAUGGGAAUGAUGUGAGCGAGAUCGAAGAGGAUCCCAUGGAGCAGCAGCAGCAGCAGCAGCAGCAGGAGGCCCAGGCCCAGGCCCAAGCUCAGGCCCAGGCCCAAGCACAAGUGCAAUCCGCCGCCGCCGAGAUGCAGAAGAUGCAGCAGGUGAACGCGGCGGCGGUGGCGGUGGCAGCGGCGGCCAAUGCCACCAUGAUCAACACCCACCAGAUCAACGUGGACCAGAUCAGUGCGGAGAAACUGACCCUGAACGAUCUACUGCACUUCAAGUCGACGCGACCCCGCGAGGAGAUCAUACUGCAGAUCAAGCAUCCAGCAGAGGCUACUGCCACCCAGAUCCACGCCAUACCCUCCCAGACGCAGCAGCAUCCGAUGGCCACCAUCACCGCCGGCGGCUACAACCAGCAGAUCAUCAGCGAGAUCAAGCCGCAGCAGAUCACCUUGGCCCAGUAUCAGGCUCAGCAGCAGCAGCAGGCUCAAGCCCAGGCGCAAGCUCAGGCUCAGGCUCAAGCUCAAGCACAGGCUCAGGCUCAGGCACAGGCACAAGCUCAGGCACAGGCGCAAGCCCAAGCCCAGGCUCAACAGCUCGCCCAGCAGCAACUGGCGGCCGCCCAGCACCAGCAGUUGGCCGCCGCCGUCCAAGUGCAUCACCAGCAGCAGCAACAGGCGGCCGUGGCCGUCCAGCAGCAACAGCAGGCGGCGGCGGCGGCAGCGGCCGUCAAGAUGCAACUGAGCGCUGCCACUCCCACCUUUACGUUCAGUGCCCUACCGACGGUGACGGCGGCCACGACGGUGCCGACGGCAGUGCCAGUGCCCGUGGCCACUCCGUCGUCGGCUUCUGGGAACUCGGCGGCGGUCAACACGUCAACGGCCUCCUCCGUGAGCAUCAACAACACCAGCUUGGGCGGAGGGAAUGGAGCCACCAGUUCGCCCUCUGCCGCAGCGGACAGCUUCGAGGAGCGAAUGAACUACUUCAAGAUCCGCGAGGCCGAACUGCGCUGCAAGGAGCAGCAGCUGUCCACGGAGGCCAAGCGCAUUGAGCUAAACAAGGCGCAGGACGAGCUGAAGUACAUGAAGGAGGUCCAUCGACUGCGAGUCGAGGAGCUCAAGAUGAAGAUAAGCAUCCUGCGGAAGGAGGAGGAAAAGCUGCGCAAGUCCUCCAACUCAUGAGAUCUGGAGGACAUCAGCGAUGCCGACGAGGAUGAGCAGGACGCGCAUGCCUACUUGGAUCGCUACACCCCUGGGGGCUUUUAGUUCUAUAGUCUUAGGUCUACAACUACCAUAUACUCCUAUCUUGAAUCCUCAAUCCCAAUUCCCGAAUCCCACAUCCCAACUACCACACACCCACUUUCCACACACAUUUUUUUUGUUUUAGGUUCUUUUUUUCUAGUUGUCGCGGGGCGGGGGACACCGGUGCGACUUAAGUCCGCCGCUGGCCAGGAUUACCGACUAAGCCAUCACUAUUUGUAAAUCGCAAUCAAUCAAUUAUACAGACACACGAAUUAUACACAAAACACAGCAAAAUACAGUGGGCGUGGCCAGCUAAUCCACGAAGAAAACUUAAA
Messenger RNA from Drosophila rhopaloa, 2533 nucleotides. RefSeq names its product regulatory protein zeste (gene z). Gene Ontology annotation, biological process: regulation of transcription by RNA polymerase II. Gene Ontology annotation, cellular component: nucleus. Gene Ontology annotation, molecular function: transcription cis-regulatory region binding. NCBI's taxonomy places the organism in Eukaryota, Metazoa, Arthropoda, Insecta, Diptera, Drosophilidae. The coding region runs from base 372 to 2138 and encodes 588 amino acids. The record is from RefSeq and is a predicted model, not a curated record. The transcript is spliced from 3 exons.